Diceros bicornis minor is the source of this 2504-nucleotide messenger RNA. RefSeq names its product selenoprotein T (gene SELENOT). The transcript has 6 exons. Gene Ontology annotation, cellular component: endoplasmic reticulum membrane. Gene Ontology annotation, molecular function: thioredoxin-disulfide reductase (NADPH) activity. The record is from RefSeq and is a predicted model, not a curated record. Lineage: Eukaryota; Metazoa; Chordata; Mammalia; Perissodactyla; Rhinocerotidae. Gene Ontology annotation, biological process: cell redox homeostasis.
GGGCCGCCUGCAGUCUCCGUGUGAGGGCGGUCGAGGUGGCUGUGUCGACAUGAGGCUUCUGCUACUUCUCCUGGUGGCGGCGUCGGCGGUGGUCCGGAGCGACGCGUCGGCCAACCUGGGUGGCGUGCCUGGCAAGAGAUUAAAGAUGCAGUACGCCACGGGGCCGCUGCUCAAGUUCCAAAUUUGUGUUUCCUGAGGUUAUAGGCGGGUGUUUGAGGAGUACAUGCGGGUGAUUAGCCAGCGGUACCCAGACAUCCGCAUUGAAGGCGAGAAUUACCUCCCUCAGCCGAUAUACAGACACAUAGCAUCUUUCCUGUCAGUCUUCAAACUAGUAUUAAUAGGCUUAAUAAUUGUUGGCAAGGAUCCUUUUGCUUUCUUUGGCAUGCAAGCUCCUAGCAUCUGGCAGUGGGGCCAAGAAAAUAAGGUUUAUGCGUGUAUGAUGGUCUUCUUCUUGAGCAACAUGAUUGAGAACCAGUGUAUGUCAACAGGUGCAUUUGAGAUAACUUUGAAUGAUGUACCUGUGUGGUCUAAGCUGGAAUCUGGUCACCUUCCAUCCAUGCAACAGCUUGUUCAAAUUCUUGACAAUGAGAUGAAGCUCAAUGUGCGUAUGGAUUCAAUCCCACCUCAUCGAUCAUAGCCCCACCUAUCAGCACUGAAAACCCUUUUACAUUAAGGGAUUUUUGCAAGAGCAGCGUGACUGACAUUAUGAAGGCCUGUACUGAAGACAGCAAGCUGUUAGUACAGACCAGAUGCUUUCUUGGCAGGCUCGUUGUACCUCUUGGAAAACCUCAAUGCAAGACAGUUUUUCAGUGCUGGCACGUUUUGGAAUUCUGCACAUUCGUGGAGUGCAAUAAUACUGUAUAGCCUUUUUUUUCCUUCCCCAAAUCCACUCAGUUAAUAGUUUUUAAAAAAUGUAGACAUUACGACUUGUACGUUUUUUUCUUAGUCAUAUUUUAAAAAGUAGAAAAUUGAGUUACAAUUAGAUUUUUUUCAGGGAUGUCUGUCAAAUCUGUUGUGAUUUUGUGUGAAUUUUCCUUUUUUAUAGUUUAAAAUCAAUCUUUUGGGGAUUACAGCUGAAGUUCCCAAAAUACUUUAUAAGAGUUUAUCAGACAUCUCUAAUUUGGUCAUGUCCAAUUUAUAUAGUUUUCAAAAUAUUGCAUAUUGUGAACAGUGCAUUAUACAAGAUUAAGGGGGGAAAACCUAUAUCCAGAGUACUCUACCAGUUUGUGUGUAUGUGUGUGUGCGUGUGUGUAUGUGAUUAGUAGAGAACUACUAAAAGACCAACCGCUUUUUAAAUCCUGUUAUGUAAUUCAAGUCUCUUGCCUUGACCAAUCUAAUGAGUUGAUUGACUGGGCCUUUAUACUUAACUCAAUAAAAAACUAAGCAGAUGUAAGUUAAAUAAAAAGUUUGAAUUUAUUGCCCAGCAUACCUGUUAACAUUACGUUUAACAGCCUGCCUAAAUUUUUGUUUUUCACUUACAGAUAAUUUCAUAAGGGACACACUUUAGAUACACACACAAAUAAUAGAUCAUUUACCAUUUUUAGGAUAAUUGAAACUUACCUCACUAAGGAAAGUUCAGUUGAACCUCUUUACAACAUUAAUAUAGGAGAAUGGAGAUUACUUGUCUAAUAAUUUAACUUGUCUAACAUCAUAUAUCAGAAUUUUAUUAUAUUUGAGGAACAAAAUUGAAAAAAUUUUUAUUCAGUUAAUUUAAUAUCUUUCCAGAGUUCUAAAAAGAUAGUUUCAAAAAAAAUUUAAAUUGAUAGUGACUAUAAGAGUAAUUUAGCAGAAAUAGGACCAUAAUGUAGAAAAAUAGUCAUAUAGCAACACUGGUAACACACUUCAGCUUCCAUACAGGAAUAGAAGUGGUAAGUCUAGAUUGUUUAGUGGAAGUAAAGGGAUUUGAGGAAAGUUACAAUUCAACAUUGGGUCCACCACCUGGUACUUGGUUUGGCACUGUGUAUUUGUUGACUGCAUGUCUGGUAAUGAUCAUGAUUGUGAACAUACUGUAAUCUCCAGCUGACAAGAAGUCAGUCUAAUCAUUCACUGCAGAGAAUUGAUUAAAUGGUUUAUCCUUUUAGUAAAGACGGCGGAACUGUUACCUAAGUUAAGAUAGUGGCAAGAAUCAAUGCAGUUGAAGCUGGAAAGUUACUUACCGGUUAUUAUUCAGGUGUAGUAACAUUUUGUUAUCUGUGACGAGGGCUUAAAACCUUGCUAACUUGAUUGGUACCAGCCCAGACUCCUGUCUUCUGCACGUUGAACACAUUGCCCAGUGUGUUAGGUUUCUUCAGCUGAGGGACAUUCCACUGGUGACACAGUUAACGUUUGGCAUUUAGCCCCUCCAGACUUGAGCCUUGGAUGUUGCCUUGUAUCUGACAGGUCAGCCAUGAAGAACCUAAGAUUCGAGUCUAGCUUUUUUCAUAUUUGCCUUGAGUGAAUAAAUUGUCUUUUGGAGAAUAGUUUUAAGUGGCUUAGACACUGAUAAAAGUCAGCUGUUUUGUUGA